GAAGACCGGAGGAGCACGAUAAAAGCUGAGAAAUGACUGCGCCAAAAAGGGCGAAUAAAGAUGGAUUUUUAAACAGACGGGUCAACAUCAUGUACCGUUUAGUCCAGUGUUUUCAAACAGGCUCGAGCGUGUGCAGCAACACAUGAAAAACCUCCCCGAUAUAGUGUGAGUAGGAACUUGUGGGCAGAGCGCCAUGUCGUCUCCUGGAAUGGGCACGCCGAGCGACCCCCUGUUGUCCAGUCCUGUAGGGGGGAAAUUCGGGACCGCCCAGGAUGCCACUUGGAGGCCGACUCUGUCCAAGACGUCCAGUUUCCCAACGUCCACCACACAGCACCUCAGUCACAGAGCAAACAACUUUCAAAGGCACCCAAAGCGACGGAAACUGAUCAGACCAUCUCCACCUCCACCGCCGAACACUCCGUGUCCUCUGGAACAGCUGGAUCUGAGCGAGCUUCCUCCAAGACGCACUUUCUCUGAGCUUCUUUUCAACGGCUGCAUUUUGUUUGGUAUUGAGUUCAGUUACGCAAUGGAAACGGCGUAUGUCACUCCUGUGCUUCUGCAAAUGGGGCUGCCUGACCAGUUCUACAGUCUUGUAUGGUUCAUCAGUCCCAUUUUAGGAUUCCUACUACAACCAAUCCUUGGGGCGUGGAGUGACAGAUGUACCUCUCGCUUUGGCCGCAGGAGACCGUUUAUUUUUGCUUUGGCGAUAGGGGCUCUGCUGGGUCUAACGCUUGUACUGAAUGGAAGGGACAUUGGAUCAGCAGUGGCAGACACUGCUGUCGAUCACAAGUGGGGCAUCGUGCUGACAAUAUGCGGUGUGGUUCUGAUGGACUUCAGUGCGGACUCCGCUGAUAACCCCAGUCAUGCGUACAUGAUGGAUGUGUGUAGCCCAGAGGACCAAGACCGAGGCCUAAAUAUACAUGCUCUUCUAGCAGGUCUUGGAGGUGGUUUUGGCUACAUUGUGGGUGGAAUCAACUGGGACCAAACUGAGUUUGGAAAAUCAAUGGGUGGCCAGCUCCGGGUCAUAUAUCUGUUCACCAGCAUCACUCUUGCCACCGCCACAGCCAUGACUCUCACAAGUAUACCUGAGCGACUUUUGCCCCAGUCCCAGCCUCAAUCGAGAAGCAACCGAAGCCUCAAGAGCCCCAAUCUUCCGCUACCGGCCUCCCCACCUCCUCCACCUGGAGCAGCUGCAGAACAAGAUGACGCAGAUGAUGAGAAAGCGCUAUACAGUUGCCAGUUCUCCAACUGCCGCUACCAGGAUCCAUUGGGUCGAUCGAACAGUGCCAACGCAAGACUCUAUGCAGGCCUUACCAGUCCCAUAACGCCUCUGAGUCCUUUGACGCCCAAAUACGGCACCUUUAUCAGUCGUGAUAACUCACUCACGGGCAUCAACGAGUUUGCUUCCGCCUUAGGCACCUCCUACAUAGACAGAGUGUUGAUUGAAUGCUACACUGGACAGCAGACUUCUCAGCCACUAGAGCCAGAGGCGAUAGCCCCACCUCUGCCGCCAGUUGACGUGCCCCCUCCUCAAGGGCAUCGACCAAUUGAAUCACUUGAGGUUGUACAGCAAAACAAACUCUCACAGCCUAAUGGAGAGUUGUUAGGAACUGAAGAGUUGCAAGCUAAUGAGCGAAAGCAAACCAUUGAACCUCCACACCAGCCUAACGAGGUUGCCUCGGGGUCACAGCGAGACACCUCAGGGAUACUGAAGCGCCCCCAGAGUCUGGCCUUAAUGGAAGACCCGCUAAUUGCCUCAAGCUGUGGGUUGGAGAACGGUCGGAGACGCACUGUCACCUUCAGUCAACAGGUGGCGAAUAUAUUGCUGAAUGGAAUGCGCUAUGACAGUGACCUCAGUGGCAACAGUGAAACUGUAGACACUCAAAUGUCAAUGAUGCUGCUCUGUACCGCCAUCUGCAGGAUGCCUCCGUGUUUACGAAGUCUGUGCACCAACCAUUUCCUGGGUUGGUUAUCAUUUGAAGGGAUGCUGCUCUUCUACACUGACUUUAUGGGGGAGGUGGUGUUUGGGGGAGACCCAAAAGCCCCCCAUGAUUCUGAGGCGUACCAACUCUACAAUGCUGGCGUCAAUAUGGGCUGCUGGGGGAUGUGCAUCUAUGCAUUCAGUGCUGCUUUUUAUUCAGCCAUUCUUGAGAAACUGGAGGAGCGGUUCUCUUUGCGUUCUCUGUAUUUUUUUGCGUACUUGGCCUUUGGUUUGGGCACAGGACUUGCCACGCUCUCCACCAACCUAUAUGUGGUGCUGUCGCUUUGCGUCACCUACGGAGUGCUCUUCUCUUCUCUCUGCACGCUGCCUUACUCGCUGCUCUGUGAGUACUACCAGAGCCCUCAGUUCUGUGGCUCAUCAGAGGAUGGGACCAGGCGUGGUAUGGGGGUGGACAUCUCUCUGCUUAGCUGCCAGUACUUCCUGGCACAGAUCAUCGUUUCUGUGGCGAUGGGCCCACUGACAACGCUGGUGGGUGGGGCCCAGGGCGUGAUGUACUUUUCAAGUCUGAUGUCAUUUGUGGGCUGCCUGUACUCCUCACUUUGUGUGGAGUACCAGCUGCCACCACCCGAGGGCAGAGCGGACGUAGAGGCUGGGGUGUGAGUGACCGCAAUAUGGAAAACAGACGCCCAGUGCGGAAGAACACGCCAAAUGUAUUGUUUGGCGACAAGCGACAAAUCUGGACAACAAAAAUGGACUCUCCACCAGAGCGCUCUCAGAAUCGUGUGCCUGUAUUGCUAAGCAUAUUUUUGUUUUGUAUAUCUGCAUACCUCUAUGGGGUGACGUUUUAAGCUUUGCAAUACAUGCAGCACAAACAUCACACUUUUAAAAACGUAUGUUCAGCAGGUAGCGGGCUCUAAGGAAUAAAGGACUGAAUCAAAUUACUUUUCCUGUUUAAUCUACAUAAGCAUGUACAGAUAUGGUAAAAUAAUGUAAAUAAGUGGCAUUGUACAUGCUCUAAGAAUUAAAUAAUUGUCACAGGACGGUUUUGUGGGUUCUGAUUUUACCAAGACCAAAGUGAGGCUGGUGGUGCCAACCCUUAUUUGGUACAAACAGCAACCUUGCCACCAGGGGGUGUAGUAACAUUGCAAAUUGAUGCCAAAUUCGAUUCUGAGAAAAGCUACUUUUAGUUGUAACCUAAAAAGACUCCAGGUUAGGUCACUCC
Molecule: messenger RNA, 3164 nt
Organism: Xyrauchen texanus (razorback sucker)
Lineage: Eukaryota; Metazoa; Chordata; Actinopteri; Cypriniformes; Catostomidae
Gene: slc45a1
Product: solute carrier family 45 member 1
Exons: 10
Coding region: 194-2602 (802 amino acids)
Biological process (GO): transmembrane transport
Cellular component (GO): membrane
Molecular function (GO): sucrose:proton symporter activity
Source: RefSeq, a predicted model, not a curated record